CCAGCCUUUCCCCUCCUCCUCCUCUCCUCCUCCCUCCACAGUGUUUCUUUCCCUCCCUCUCUUCUAGGCACCACACCCAGCUCCCCGCCCGUCCCAUCCCCGCGCUCCCCGCCUCGACGAGCAGAGCAUCUUCUGGCUUCUCCUGUGGGGCGCUGCUGGCGAGCCCCUGCGCUUUCUUACAGACGCCCCCCGUGGAAGUGUUUCUACGAUGCCGGUAACACGCUCAAAAUCUGUGGGCAACACUAGUGCCUUGACCUCCCAUCUGGGCAUCAUCCGUUUGCUGGAAGCCAUUUUCACCUGUGUUGCCUUCAGCUUAGUGGUCCACCAGAAAGCCUGGUGGGGUCAUAACGGCGACUGGUGCCUGUUCUCAUGGUGUUUUUGCUUCGCCGUCACCAUCGUCAUCUUGAUGGUGGAGUUUUUUGGGCUUCAGCACCAUAUUCCUGUCUCCUGGAAGAAUUUCCCCAUCACGUUCGCCAUGUAUGCAACCUUGAUGUGCCUCUCCGCUUCCGUCAUCUACCCAGUGAGCUUCAUUCAGAAUCAUCAACUUGGCAGCACAGAGCGUGCAUACCGAAUUUCUGCCACGGUGUUCUCUUGCCUCGCUUGUCUGGCCUACUUCUCAGAGGUCACCAUGACUAAAGCCAAACCAGGAGAAGUCACUGGCUACAUGGCCACAGUCCCCGGCCUGCUCAAAGUGGUGGAGACCUUCGUUGCCUGCAUCAUCUUUGUCUUCAUCAGUGACCCAAAUAGCUACAGUAGUCCUGAAGCGGUGCAAUGGUGCAUGGCUGUCUACUGCAUCUGUUUCAUCCUUUCCCUAGUGGUCAUAAUCCUCUGCAUUGGCGAAUGCACCGGUUGGCUCCCUUGCCCAUUCAAUAAGUUCCUGAGUGGGUACACUCUCUUGGCUGUGCUCAUGUACGCAACAGCCACAAUCAUCUGGCCCAUCUUUAAGUUUGAUCGAAAACAUAACGGAACUCCAUCUCGACCUUCUAUCUGUAGCGGGUACGGAUUCUGCUGGUGGGACAAACUUGUUGCCAUCGCGGUCCUGACAGCUGUCAACCUGUUGCUUUACCUUGCUGACCUAGUGUACUCUGCACGGCUGAUAUUCAUCCAAGGGUAGACGGUUGCUGGUGGCAACAAGUAUCGGGGCAGAGACAGUCAAGAAGAAAGAGGGAAGGAGACAUGAAAACAGAAGGGAAGGGGAUUAUUGCCUUCCCUUUUCUGUUUCCAUGCUCCUCUCUUUCUCUUCUUUCCUUUCAUCUUUUCCCUUCCGUCCUUUCCUUUCCAUACUUACCCUUUCCUCUUUUUUUUCACAUUCCUUCUUUCCAGCCUUUUUAAUGUUGUGUGCCUCUCAUUCCACCUCUCACUCUUAGCUUGUGGCACGCUCGUCCUUUUCCACAUGACCCAACCCUCUCAAGCCUUUGCCCACUCCAUGUUCCGCCUUGCACACACUCCCCCCUUUCAUGCUUCUUGCAUGUUGCUCUGUUUCCUUCUCUUUCUCACACUCAAAAUCUUUCCCUCUCCGUGCCCCCCUUCACAAAGUGUAACUAGCGAAGAGCUUCAAGAAUCAGGGGCACAAAGAUGGUGCUGAGUGUUGUCGGUGGUGAUGACGGCAUCAGUAGGGAAUGGGAAAUACGUAAAGGAGCAUAGGCUUGAUUUAAGGAGAACCCUGAGAAGUGCUCAAUUUGCAAUGCCCCUGUAACACUUCUAAUUUGAACAUGUACCUUCCUGAAUUCUGUUUGCCCAUCUGUUGCCCAGUCCACACAUGCACCUUUGCCCCCCAAUGUAGUACACUCCUUCAGUGUUUGUGCUUUCCAUGUGUCUGGCCCUCAUGAGCAAUCUUUGUUCAAGCUGCUUGCUUGUUGCAGUUCUGUCUGUCUCCUUGGUGAUUGGGAGUAGGAGAAAGUGGAUUGGCUUAUUCAGAUGUGUGUACCAGCAGCUACCACCAAGUCAUCUUUCUAGCAGAUGGGGGACCCUGGUUUGGGCUGAGAGGGCAUGACAAGUGCUGGGGCCUUAAGAGAGACCCUUGCUUGCAGGGGAAAAAAAGUUGACAGGCCUUCCUUUAAUAAAAAAUUUGUCUGGCAGUCAAAAACAAUCAUGUCCUCGUUAAGGGCUUUAAAGGCAAUGAAGAAGUUUUCUCGCUAUGGUGAUCCCACCCCCUACCCCCAUUUCUCCCCUUUAGUGUUUACUGAAUGUACUUAAUCCUUAAUGAAUGAAUGUACCUGUCGAAAAGGUGGAUAUCUACUUGAUAAUGUCUCGGGAACGGUGGAACAAUUUGCUGUGUGCUGCUCCUAUUUAAAUGAAUGGGAGCUGCACAGGAGCAGUGCUAUGUGGGUAGCUCACAAUUAAUUUUGUUUGCCAUCUUGAAGAAGAGUUUCUUGCAUGGUUAAGGAGGAUACCAUUCAAAAUAUUGAUUUGCAGAAGGCAAAGUUCAUGCCUGCAUGGUAAGUCUUAAAAGCAAGGUGUCCCACUUUUCUUGCUCUUGUCUGAGAGUUUUCUGUGAAAGAAAACCAUACAUUUUCCAAAUGUUAUUUGUGUGGUAACAGUUAAUCCUUCCAGUGCCUUGAAUCUUAAAUGAGAGUUCACUCUUCUGCAUUGAAAAUUGCAUUCAGCAGGUUAAAAUUUUCAUGGUUAAAAGGAAAAUCAUUGGACUUUGGGGCUUUACAGCCAACAAUGCACCAUUGCCAUACUGAAAAACAGCAUCUGCAUUGAAACAGCACUUUUUAAAUAUUUACCUAAGUAUUAAAAUUCUUGCUAGUGAUGUUUUUAAAGGAAGCAUAUAAACCCUAUUAUGUUGAAAAGCAGCAUUGUUCAUGGAAAAAGAACCUUGCCUUUAAUUCUUGUUGACACCUUUUAAAAAUACAAGACCCGUUACUGCCAAGGCCUUUAAGACAUCAACGUCAUCUUUUCUUGUUGUUAAAAAGAGCAUAUGACAUUCAAUAAAGUGUUAAAUGUGUAACUUUGACUUUCCUAUUGUUGUGUUUGCUUGCUUGAUUCAGUAUUUUUUAAAAAUAAAAAUCUUGGGGCAUAUGAUGUUCCCCCAUCCCGUAGCCUUAGAGACAAUUUUUCUUCUUCUACUCUGCACAAGAUUUUAGUUCUAUGUAUUUUUAAAACAUGAAUUUACUAUCCUGUUUCAUAAUUUGCUUUUUUAUACUUCUAGAUGUCAUGUAGCUUAAACUGAAAUAUAGGCUCUCUUCUCACAUUAUGCAUAACCCCAUUUCAACCUAAUUGUAGUGGUGUUGUUGUUGUUUUUGAGUGUAUAUGAUUUUUAAUAUGCAAAUAAAUAUAUAUCUAUAAAAUAAAGGAGCAAUGAUACAGUAAA
Hemicordylus capensis (graceful crag lizard) is the source of this 3316-nucleotide messenger RNA. RefSeq names its product myeloid associated differentiation marker (gene MYADM). The coding region runs from base 209 to 1114 and encodes 301 amino acids. Gene Ontology annotation, cellular component: membrane. The transcript has 2 exons. NCBI's taxonomy places the organism in Eukaryota, Metazoa, Chordata, Lepidosauria, Squamata, Cordylidae. The record is from RefSeq and is a predicted model, not a curated record.